GUUCGCCUGAGACUGAAAGAGGAUUCUACUCUGUGCAACUUGUAUCAAAGGGAAGGUUCUAACUGCCCCCAUCCACCCGGAGCUCUGCUACAAGCCACAGGACGGGCUAUGGCUACGUCUAUACUUGGGGUAAGUAACAUUCUCCACUCUCUAUUCUUCCUACAUUGUAAUAUUUAACGAUGAGCUUGAUUGAUGCCCAGAACUUCCAAUUACUAAGGUGACAGCUCUUUCAGAACAUCACAGACACUUUGUGUCUCUUUAUCCAAAGGAAACACAACUCAACAUCCACCAAUACGUCUCAUGAAAUCAACUGACCGAUUGCUUUGCUCCUUCCAAAAAUAAUGAGUGCAGGCAAACUCGAUCUGGACGAUCUGUGAGCAUUAUUUGAUCCCAAGGCUGUCAAAUCCAACAGCUGCCAAUGUGUCUCUUUUUUUUUUUUUUUCUUCGAUACUAUGUUUUUUUCCCCAAGCUGUGAUAUGAUCCUAAAUCAUUGUUAUUUGUUUAUUCGUUCCCAACAAUGCAGCGCAAAUGGUAUCAUUUCUCUUAGUCCCCAAACCAUUUCCACAUCAAUAAGUGCAGCCGGUACUUAUGUAUUAUUUGGCUCUGUGGUUGUCUUCUUAGCCUGAAAGAGUCUGGCACAGAAAUCAGAGGACAUGGAAGAAAACAGGUCCAGAUCCGACUAUCUUGAUCCUCCAUAGGACAUGCCCCCUGUCUGCCUUGCAUUAUCUAAUGCCCCUGGAUGUGAGCAGAUCAGGGCUGCUUCCCAUUAAAUCUCCCAAUUUCUUAUGGCAUUCUUCUCCUGGCUGGUGGUGUCUAACAGAAGGCAUGCAAACUUUAUAGACUUGUUUUUUUUUCCAUUCAUUUGUGUUUGUUAUCCGUAUAUUUUCCCCAGUGUCUACAAAAUGUUAGCCUUUAUUUAAAUAAUACAUAUUAUCAUAUGUAAAUAUAAUUAAUAUAUUUAUAUCAUGACAUAUUAGUGAUAUUUAAACUAAUAUUAAAAGCAUGAAUGAAUAAUAAAGUGUGUGUGUAUAUAUAUAUAUAUAUAUAUAUAUAAUUCUUUUAUAAUAUAUUAUAUAUUUACAUAUACAAAUAGCAUAAAUAUUACAAAAAGUCCUUAAAUACUGUAUUAGACUUAAUAAAUAUUCCAUGAAUCUGCAAGACACGAAUUGUGCUAGCAUGUUAUUUUAGUAUGAAUGUAGAUAAUUAAAUAUCAAUAAUUGUGGAAGGUCACCCUCUUUAUUUAUGUAAUAUGUCACAUGCAAAAUUAGUUUGCUGCAAAUAGGCAUUUGUUGCAGUGUGAUAUGAAUUAGCUGCGUGCCUUAAUAUAUUCCAGGCUUUGACAAGGUUAUUUUACAGUUUAUGUUAAUAAUAAAUUGUAAAUGUGGUAAACCUAGUGCAGGUUCACAGCUUAUCAGAUAAAAGUGCUCCAUUGAGUGCCUUCAGAAUGGGCAAUUUAAUUUCGAUUUCACACUUGUUUAUAAAUAAAUCCUCAUACAGUAAACAAAAAUCCAUUAUAAACAAACAAACAAAAAAAGUCAAAAACGAAACCGUUUCAUAGCAUUUUUUAAAUGCAGAGAAAAUAUAACCCAAAUGAAAAUAUAAAAUGCCAAUUCAGUGCCCACCUAAAUCAGCAUCUAGAUGUAUUUCACGGAGAAAUUCCAUAUAUUAAUUUAAAAAAAAAACAAUACACACUCUGGAGUUUGGGUUUAUUCCAACCCUCAGAGCACUGUUUUAAUACUAUUUUACAUUUUUCUUAAACCCAGUAAUGUCACUUUCUGUAUAAGCUUUAAAAAGGUCCCAUUUUAUAAUACAUAUGACCAAAUAGGUUUGUAGAAGUUCCGCGUGUAUGUGACAAGGAGAGGACAUUUAGAACGUCCCCCCUGUGUUUAGGAAACUAUAGCUAAACUCAUUGUAGAAUGUUCUAAUCUGAACAAGUAAUUAUUAAUGUAGACGUAAAGUUCAUGUGCCAGGUGUUAAAAGUCUAUUUUAAUGGCAGUACACUGGUUUGGGAUUAGAAGGGGGCAUUUUCAAAGUACCGGUAUCCCAGAGAUCCGGAUUAAACUCCUGGUGUAAAUACAUUGUACAUCCCCUAUGGGGGAGAUCACACCUGAGUUACUUGUAUAGAAUUGCUAUAUUGCACAUUAAACCUGUGUUUUUUUAUAGGCAAUAACACACUGGAACAUCACAUCAUAACUAGUUAUGAGGAAGGGGGCUCUUGGCGAUCACAAAUAUUUUAAUUCACAGAAAGGUACUUAUAGGACAUUAAACCUGGAAUGUACAUAGUAGAUGUUAAACCUGUGCUGUAAGAUAUAAAGUGAAACAGUGUAAAGGUAUAUACAGUGAUACAGUGUACAUGUAUGUAGAAUGAUACAGUGUACAUGUAUUUAGAAUGAUACAGUGUACAUGUAUAUCAAGUGAAACAGUGUACAUGUAUAUAGAAUGAUACAGUGUACAGGUAUAUAAAAUUAUAGUGUACAUGUAUAUAGAAUUAUACAGUGUACAGGUAUAUAAAAUUAUAGUGUACAUGUAUAUAGAAUUAUACAGUGUACAGGUAUAUAAAAUGAUAGUGUACAUGUAUAUAGAAUGAUACAGUGUACAUACAUACUGAGUAUUUUACAAGUUAAAUGUCAGAAAAAAACAAUAAAUGACACAUGCAGCAUUACCCCUGUGCAGAUUUUUAGGGAUUGACAAAUUUUUGUGAUCAGGAAGAUCCUGUUCAUUAAUUUGUACUUGUAUUAUCCAUGUAAUAUUGGUCUCCCCCCUCCCCCUUCCCACCUCCCCCUUCAUACUUGUCUCCAAUAAACGCAUUAUAAAUGUAGUGUUGACCAGGGAAGACAUUAUGAUGUGGUAUCAGAAUGUGACAAGUUCUGUGUUUUUUGUCCCCCAGGAAGAGCCGAGAUUUGGAACUACCCCCCUGGCCAUGUUGGCCGCUACCUGCAACAAGAUCGGUAACACGAGCCCCCUGAGCAGCCUCCCGGAGUCCAGCGCCUUCGCCAAGGGAGGCUUUCACCCCUGGAAACGCUCCUCAUCCAGCUGCAGCCUGGGCUCCAGCCUGGGGGGCUUCACGGUGGCCACCAGCCGGGCUUCCAGCGCCCUGAGUGGGGGCACAGCCUCCGCCAACAGCGCUUUCUGCCUGGCCUCCACCUCCCCGACCUCCUCAGCCUUCAGCAGCGACUACAGCGGGCUCUUUUCGGGCUCCGCGGGGGUGUCUCCCCAGGAGGCCGCCGGACAGUCCGCAUUCAUCUCUAAGGUGCACGGUGCGGCCGAGGGGCUGUACCCCCGCGUUGGCAUGGCUCACCCCUAUGAGUCCUGGUACAAGUCCGGCUUCCACUCCGAGGUGGCCAACGGUACGGCCUGGUGGGACGUGCAUGCCGCCAGCCCCAGCACCUGGCUAGAGGUCCAGAACCCCCCAGCGGCCGCAGCAGCCCUCCAGGGGGCCCUCCAUGCAGGGUCCCCUCAUAGCCAGCUCAGCGGAUACAGCCCGGACUUCAGCUCCCUCACCCACUCAGCCUUCAGCUCCACCGGUCUGGGCUCCAGUGCAGCCUCCCACCUGCUCUCCACCGGCCAGCACCUCCUCACCCAGGAGGGCUUCAAGCCUGUCCUGCCUUCCUACCCGGAUUCCGGCAGCUCCAUGCUCUCCGGGGCCUCGGGAGCCGCUGGUGGAGCCACUGGUCGCUCCGCUCGCCGAUACUCAGGGCGGGCGACUUGCGACUGCCCGAACUGCCAGGAGGCGGAGCGGCUGGGCCCCGCGGGGGCGAGUCUGCGGAGGAAAGGUCUGCACAGCUGCCACAUCCCGGGCUGCGGAAAGGUGUACGGCAAGACCUCCCACCUCAAAGCCCACCUGCGCUGGCACACCGGGGAGAGACCCUUCGUCUGUAACUGGCUCUUCUGCGGGAAGAGGUUCACCCGGUCCGACGAACUCCAGCGGCACCUCCGCACCCACACCGGCGAGAAACGCUUUGCCUGUCCGGUAUGUAACAAGCGCUUCAUGAGGAGCGACCACCUCAGCAAGCACAUCAAGACCCACAAUGGGGGCGGCGGUGGGGGCGGCAAGAAGGGCUCUGACAGCGACACGGACGCCAGUAACCUGGAGACCCCCAGAUCUGAAUCCCCUGAACUCAUCCUGGAGGGGGUCAGGCCGGGCAAAGAUUCUGCCAAUGACUCUUAGGGGUCCAUGGGAUUCCUUCCUGGGGGUGCAGCCACUCCUGGGGACUCGCUAUGGGGGUGGAAACACUUCUGGGGUGCAAGAUAACUCUCUAUGGGGGUGCAACCACUUCUGGGGUAAAGGAGGACUCUCUGUGGGGGUGCAACCACUUCUGGGGUAAAGGAUGACUCUCUAUGGGGGUGCAACCACUUCAGGGGUUCAGGAGGACUCUCUGUGGAGGUGCACUCACUUCUGGGGUGCAGGAGGACUUUCUAUGGGGUGCAAUCACCUUUGGGAUGGAGAAGGACUCUCUCUUUGGGGUGCAAGCAUGAGGUACAAGAAGACUUUCUUUGGAGAGUCAACCACUUCUGAGGUGCAGGUGGACUUUCUAUGGGGUGCAAUUCACCCAGUGUCAGAGUGACUCUUUUCUUUGAGGGACCAGUCAUCAGAAAGGUUCAGAGACACUUCUAUGGGUGCAGCUCCUCUGGGUUGCAGUUUGACUGUUUAAAGAACCACUUGACUCCUUUCGUGAGAUGGUUCGACCUCUUUAUUCCUUGGUAAGCUGGUUCGACCUCUUUACUCCUCGGUGAGGUGGACUGUACUGGUUUGUAAAAGCAAAAUGCUAAAUCAGAAAAAAUACUGCAAAGCUAUACAAAAAAAGAGCAAUAGGAGCAGAUGUUUGAGUACAAGCACUCAGACCUUUUGUGAUUUUUUUCCCCCUUACCCCUCAACCUACUUUCAUGGUUUUAUUGAAAAAACAACAUGAACCUCUAAUUCAACGGUGGAUUAUGGCACUAACAAAACACCCCUUCUUUGUGAUCCAUUUCCAAACCAUUUUAAUAUUAAAGAAACAUUUUUAGAAAAAAAUAAUACAAAAUAAAUUAAAAAAACACAAGAUCAAAAAGAUUUCAAGGUGAGAAGUUAAAGCAUUGAGGACAAAAAAGGAAAAAAAAUUGGACAUUUUUUUCUGUUUUUCCUAUAUCCUGUAUAAAAAGGUUGCAAGAGGUUGUGUUGAUUUUCCUUUUUAACUGUAAAUGUUUACGCGACGUUUUUUUUAUUAUUUUUUUUAUUAUUAUUUUUAAAAAAAAUUUAGUUGUUUGUUUGUUUGUGAAUUCCUGAAAUUCAGGAGUUUCUUUUCCCCCUCCUUAAUUUCCGAUGCACUUUGUGAAAGUCAAUAUAUAUAUGUAAAAGAUAUUUAAAAUGUUGAUUUAACAUUCCACACAGACGUAAAUUAAAAUCACUUAAACAAAUAAAAUGCGUUUAUCUGUAUUAUAAAAAAACAGAACACAAAUUCUUGAUCAUAUUUGGAUUUUCUUAUUAUUAAAGUAUUCUGAUCAACACGUUUGCUAUUCCCUCUUUCCAACAAGCCUUUAUAUAAUUGAAAACAAAAAAUGCCUUAACAAUUG
This is a messenger RNA of Pelobates cultripes (western spadefoot toad), 5550 nucleotides long. The record is from the annotation of a GenBank genome assembly. Lineage: Eukaryota; Metazoa; Chordata; Amphibia; Anura; Pelobatidae.